Molecule: messenger RNA, 1205 nt
Organism: Sinocyclocheilus anshuiensis
Lineage: Eukaryota; Metazoa; Chordata; Actinopteri; Cypriniformes; Cyprinidae
Exons: 4
Coding region: 213-1205 (330 amino acids)
Source: RefSeq, a predicted model, not a curated record
AAAAGUGUUGCCACAGAAAGGUUCAGUGUUCAAUCAGUCAGCCAGCGGUCUGCUGCCAAACCCCGGAAGCUGGAAUAUCGAGCCAGGCAUUACUGGCAGAUCGCCGAGCACGGUCGAGCUUUAAAAUAACAUUAUACUUUAUAAACGCGAAAAGAAAUCUGCGUUUGAGGUCCAUCUUUGAAGCACGUUGCCAAGCAACGCAAAGUCUUAACAUGAAGAUGAGCCACCAAUCCAACAAAAGUGUUCUACAUAAACAUAACUUGCCGAAGACAUCCAGUGACCGCCACAGUAGCACAGCCAAGUCUUCAUGUCAUACAGCCAAUGCUGCCCACACCAGCAAACCAGUGUGCUCUAGCAGUAUGAGAACAGAUGUGCAUUGCAACUCGUCACAUAAAGUGAGGCAUCUUAAAACCAGGAAGGAGAGGAAUCAGAUUCGAGGUCUGGAGAGAAACAGGUAUCACCCAGGUUCUCAGCACAGCAGAAGAGAAGGUGGUGAGAAAGCACAUCAUCCACUAGCUUGCUCUAGAAAAGAGAGGGCAUUCGCUAAGCCAUUCAUACCCCAGAAGCCAAGCAUCAUAACUAAAGGACGCCUUACUUCCAACCGAGGCCUUUUCAGUCAUGAGAUUAGGUCCAUAGAUAUUGAGAGGCUGGUGAGCGAGCAGAUAAAGAGAGACGAGCAGAGAAAAGAGCAAAGAAAUCAGUCUAUGAUGCACAUUACAUCACUGCUGCCUCCCUCUGUACCUGAUUCAGUCCCGGACUGCACUCUGGAUGAAGUACAGGAACCAGAAAAUAAUACGCCGCCACAAGUGAAGAGGAAGAAAAGUUCAAGAAAAGAGCCUAGUGAAAUAAACACAAGUGGUUUUCAGACUAAUAGAGGGGUUGUUGUAUCUAUGGGACCAUCUAGAGAAGAUGGGAAGCAUGACAGAAAUGCCAACAGCAGAAAGGAAGAUACUAAUAGCAAAACAAGACAAGAUAGUCCGAGUAGCCCCCCAAGAGAAACUGAACUUGUGGUUUUGUCAUCCUCAGAAAAUGAACCGGUUUAUCAGUUAUGCUCUACUCCAGUUGAAACUAAUAUGAAUAACUCUGAUGUUUCACAAACAGGCAAUCUCAAAUGCCCUGAUGAAGAAAAUGUUUUUAUGAAUAUUCAGAGAUUUGAGAAAAACUCUACAACGGAGAGCAAAUGUCACUGUCUUGUAGGGAAGUAG